Messenger RNA from Thrips palmi, 4155 nucleotides. It is a transcript of the gene Rubicon, whose product is annotated as run domain Beclin-1-interacting and cysteine-rich domain-containing protein. The transcript has 12 exons. Bases 273 to 3422 code for a protein of 1049 amino acids. Lineage: Eukaryota; Metazoa; Arthropoda; Insecta; Thysanoptera; Thripidae. Gene Ontology annotation, molecular function: phosphatidylinositol phosphate binding. The record is from RefSeq and is a predicted model, not a curated record. Gene Ontology annotation, cellular component: intracellular membrane-bounded organelle.
GCGGUGACUUGGAAUGUUUUGAUUAUUUUGGGCUGGGUUGUUCGUGGAAGAUGGGAGGAACCGAUGGACGCAAAAUUUAUCUUUUCUUACUACGUAACAUGUGAUGAUGGCAGUAAAAAGCAGCGUUCCUAUCCCAUCUAUUUAUUCCGAGCGCUGAUGUUCCCCAUGGAACUUUACUGCCCUUCCUAUGACUAAAUUUUGAAACUGACAGAAGGGCAGUUUUGAAGCGGAGAGAAGAGUGGACGGAAGGAGAUCUCGCAUGACUUGUUGCAAUGGCAGGCAGAGAUGAAGUGGAACUACUCCUCGUGUUGAAAGGCACUGUGGAGGGACUCCUCAUAUCCCAAGUGGCAAAUGUUUGGUCUAUAUAUGGAGGCCUUAAUCGCCUUCAUUGUGCCAUGGAGCGCAUUUUCAAGCAUGGUUUCCAAGUUUUAAGUCCAGAUGGUGAACCAGACUUAUGGGUAUUUAUAAAUGGUUUGAGCUGGCUCCAACCAAACCUGGCUACAUCACCAACAUUGGUUUUAGAAUCAUACAAAGAAUCGUCCCAUGUUCCUCAGCACAUCAUAAAAGAUAGGGCUCUCACAUGGCUCUAUAAAAGCCUGGAGACACAUACCUUGUCACAAAAGCUGUCUUGGCUGCUCUCUGAUAGAGAGCACCUUUUGUCAUGUUAUAAGAGCUCGGCUUUCCUUAGCCAAGAAAAAUUUGGUGAGGCUGCUCUUAUUUGUUUACGCGCAGUAGAGCAUAACCAACCCUCUUUAUUAACUGAAAUCAAUCCUUGUUUGUACAUGACCAAAUGGAACCCCAAGAUAUCAAAAACUCAUCGCAGAUGCUCAUCAUAUCCAGAGACAUUGGAACGCCACUCUUUGUGGGCUAAAACAAUCAAUAAGCCCGCAAUGGGGCUUAUCAACAGUCGGUGUGAAGAAGGACAAGAAAUCGACUGUUCACCUCCUUUUAAAAGUGAACUUAAUGAAGAAGCAGAAGACUCCUUACAAACGGAAGAUGCCACAAGUGAAGUUUCUGUUCCUCUCUCUCCACAAGCAGAAAUAGUGAAAAUUCAAGAACCAAAGCAGCAGGAACCUCUGAAAAUAGGUUUGGACAAAAUUAAAGCAUGGAACAGUUUACCUAAUCUCUUAGACAUUGGUUCAAGUGGAGAGCCAAACGAUGAUGAUGCGGCUGCUAGUGGGAAGGCAUGGCUUCUAACUCGAAGUAACAGUUCCAGAUCGAGCAAAAGUCAUAGUGGGUCUCAGACUCUGCCCUCCACCCCUUAUCGCUCAACUAAGAGUGUUUCCCAUAGGUCGUCAACUGCGGAAAGUGGGUUGGUUAGCUCAAGUAAUUCAUCAGUUGUGUGUAAAUUGUCACCUAGUGUUAUCCAAGUUGAUUACUCGGGGCUGCAACAUUCCGACUCUCCAGAUACUCCGAAACAAAAUAGAUCUCUCACUUUGAAGAAAGGACACCACUCGAAGCAGUCUAUUUCUAAAUCUAUAGCUAAAAAUAUUAACAAAAAAGGAAGAGUCACCAAAGAGAAAGCAGCACCAGUGAGAGAUGAGUCAGAUACUGAGGGACCAAACCAUGCACAAAAUUUAGAGAAGGUUUCAGGAGCAGUACAAGACUCCUCAGACUCUGUGAUGAAAGGAAGACCAAAGAGUAAAGAAACUGCAAUCCCUUCAAAGAUGAGUCGUUCUAUGACAUGUGAUAGAAUGAUUCCUGAAAAGUCACCACCUUUAUUGUCUCCAAGUAGUGAUACGAGAAGACCAGAAUCUGUUUCAAGUAUUUGGGAAGGAAGUCGGACACCAUCCCUAAACAAUGCUGGUACACCUACAAGUUGGUCUCGGAAGACCUUCAUGGAAGAUGGCGGCAGUAGUGUGCAGCCAAUGUCCACUGGGUACUUCCCCAGGCCUGUCGAGGGUCAAAGCCUGUUUUCAUUUCUCUCAUCUGGGCAAUUUUCCAGGGCCAAUGCUGAACUUGAUAGAGAAAAUGCCCACUUUAGUAUUUCUGAAGCAAUGAUUGCAGCUAUAGAGCAGGUUAAGUGUAACAAGGAAAUCCCGGCUGUACCAGUUCAAGAGGAUGGAGCAGAUGAAUCUGAUGAAGAAAUAAUUCAUCUGACUCAACGACUGAGAUUACGCCGCCACCAACGCCAAGUUGAACAGCGCCGCCUUCUCUGGGGAGUGACUCUUUUAAGUGAUGGGAAAACGGAUACCACUACAACUGACCAAAGCAUCAGUCCGUUGUCAACGUCUCCAGGAACUCCAUCCGAUAGCAUUUCAACUGAUGGAGUUGAAGAUAUGGAGCUUGAUGACACUCAAAAUAUUUCAAAUCUUAAAGAUUCAGGCCUUUCUGUUUCGAUGGCAUCACUGUAUUCUGAGGCUGAACUCUCUAAAACGGCCACUAGUGCACCUUGUGAUCCUGGGAAUGCAACCCAAGAUUCAAAUUGGUCUGCUGAGAGUGUGGCACUUUCUCUUAUUAGUCGAUUUAAUGAGAAGCAACUUCCCAGGGCCUCAGAUUUGAAGUGGCUGGUUUCAGAGCAGGAGGUAGACCAGCAGCUGCUUCCUCUACCGAAGAGUUGGCCUGUAAGUCCAGAUGAAGUUGAUGAAGAUAUGCGUCAAGCAACACCAUUACGAGGCAACAUGGAAUGGGCUCCACCACGACCUCAGCUUAUAUUUACACUUCAUCCAAAUCCUGUGAGACGGACUCUUAUGGCAAAGCAAAGCUACCGUUGUGCUGGAUGUGGGAUGAAAGUGGCUCCUUCCUAUGCUAGUCGUUAUCGAUAUUGUGAAUAUUUAGGGCGUUAUUUUUGUACUGGUUGUCAUUCAAACCAGACUGCACCAAUUCCAGGAAGAGUCUUAGCUAAGUGGGACUUUGCUGGGUAUCCUGUGUCUAAUUUCUCAUAUCGUUUACUCGAGUCAAUGUAUACAGACCCAUUGUUUAAUGUGGCUGUUCUGAAUCCGGCACUCUACAGAAAAGCCAAAUCUUUAGAUCGAUGUAAGAAGCUGAGGCAACAAUUAAAUUUUCUGAAGGACUUGAUUUUUAAUUGCAGAUUUGCAAAAGAGCUACAAGAGGUUCUUGAACGUGAACCAAGUUACAUGUUCUCGGAAGUUGAUGUUUACUCAAUGAUGGAUUUUGAGCAAGUAAAGCAAGGUCGACUGGCUUCUCGACUUCAAACACUCUACACUCUUGGAAAUAAUCAUACGUCGAAGUGUGAGCUGUGUCUUGCCCGAGGAUUUGUUUGUGAACUGUGUACUUCAAAGGAGAUCAUAUUUCCAUGGCAGCUUACUCGUGUGACACGUUGUGCUGAUUGUGGUGUAUGCUAUCACACUCAGUGCUUACCACCUGCAUCAUGUCCUCGCUGUAAACGAAUAUCUGCACGCAAGAAACAUCUAGAAACUGAAUUAGCUGAUGAUGAAAUGGAUGCUUUUUCUAAUGAAUGAUUGCACAUUGAGGUAACUGUAAGACCAAUAAUAGUCAAUUCAUAUUUGUUUUAAGUGCUACUUUGAUAAUAUUUCUUUUAAGUACAUUUUUAUUUUUAAACUUGUAGUACCUGAAAUUUUAAGAUGAUCAUAUGCACAUUACAAGGUUUGUUUUUAGGUUUAUGAAGUUUGGCCAAGUUGGAUUUAUCUGUGUUUUUAAACAAUUUCAUAUUGUUUUGUAUUUUUUGUCAGCUCAUGAGGGGGCUCCCAUGAUCUGUAAUCGAUUUUUUACUCACAUUCUUGAUAUUUGUUAUUGCCAUUUGUUUCUCACUUGUUUCACAGUUUAACUUACAUUGAAUUAGGUGGCCAUUGACCUUAUCUUCAAUGUAAUUGCUGUUACAGCUUAAAGCUCCUCCUCCCAAAUCGCUUGAUUGUGCUUUGUCCUAAGAUAAGAUUCUUUACCCAUUUUGUAACUCCUCCUCUUCUGUUUGUUAAUUGUGGGAUGACUGAAAUCGGCAGGUUCAUGUAGAGAGAAAGAAAACCGCUGGAUUGAGGAGCAAUUUUUUGGGGCCAUAGUGUGUGAAUUGUAAGUCAGUAACAUUGUAGGGUUGUGCCACUUCCCAUUGCAAGAUUACUUUUGCUAAGUGUGUUGUAUGAAUUGGAGGAUUUGAUGGCACCAUUGAAGACUGAUAAAUUGUUAGAUUCUAGGAAAUUUUGAGAUAUUUUAUUAAAUAAAUGUAUUUGAUAUCUGUUA